AAGCAGCGGGAUCUGCAGCCCGUCCUCACCUUUGGCAAAGCUGCCGCCGCCUGCCACCAGCAGGCAAGGGUUUACGGGGCCUGUAUUCUUGCACAGUACGAGACCGUCGAGAGAGGCAUGUGCGAGAGGGAGUUUGGAGAGUUCAAAAAUUGUGUACAGAGCAAGCUUGGUCGCAAGUGGUAG
Microstroma glucosiphilum is the source of this 183-nucleotide messenger RNA. RefSeq lists its product as hypothetical. The transcript is spliced from 2 exons. Lineage: Eukaryota; Fungi; Basidiomycota; Exobasidiomycetes; Microstromatales; Microstromataceae. Gene Ontology annotation, biological process: mitochondrial respiratory chain complex I assembly. Gene Ontology annotation, cellular component: mitochondrion. The record is from RefSeq and is a predicted model, not a curated record. The annotation marks the transcript as partial.